CGGCGCUGAGCGGGAGGAUGGCGGCGGCGAGCGGCUGCCGGAGGAGCUCCAGAGAAGAAAAGCAUAUUGCAAAAGUGGUAUUAUAGCUGCCCACUUAAAAUAAGAUGUUUUUAUUGGCGGUGGUAGUUGGCUGAAUGAAGAUUGAGGCAGUGCUGUACUUGGGCUGGAGCAGCUACACCAAAGGAUCAACUGAAAACAAACACAGUCCAGUCAGGACUUGCAUGGCUUUCCAAAUGUCUGCUACAAUGAAGAGGUACAGCUCUGCUGCAGGAAUAGAAAUGGAGGAACAGAAUGCUGGACCUGGAAUUGAAGAUUUCUAAAGGAUUAUGGGAUCACACAUUGAAGAGCCAGCAGGCGGAAUGCCUGAGUGACUGAAGAAAAUGGGUGCUAAUGCAUCUAACUACCCUCACUCGUGUUCCCCAAGGGUAGGGGGAAAUUCACAGGCACAACAGACAUUCAUAGGGACAUCAUCCUACUCUCAUCAAGGUUUUGGCUGUGAAUCAAAGCUGUAUAGCCUUGACCAUGGCCACGAGAAACCUCAAGACAAGAAAAAGAAAACCUCUGGCCUUGCCACCCUCAAAAAGAAAUUCAUUAAGCGUCGGAAAUCGAGCCGAUCUGCUGACCACGCCAAGCAGAUGCGUGAGCUCCUCUCAGGCUGGGAUGUCAGAGAUGUUAAUGCGUUAGUAGAAGAAUACGAAGGAACAUCAGCCUUAAAGGAACUUUAUCUACAAGCUAAUUUAGCGAGACCAGAAGCCAGGACGCUACAAAAAGACAUGGCUGAACUUUAUCAAUACAAAUAUUGCACCGAUGUAGACUUAAUAUUUCAAGAAACUUGUUUUCCUGUGCAUCGUGCGAUAUUGGCGGCAAGAUGUCCAUUUUUUAAGACGCUGCUUUCUUCCUCACCAGAGUAUGGGGCAGAAAUAAUAAUGGAUAUUAACACAGCUGGCAUAGAUAUGCCUAUGUUUUCUGCUUUGUUACACUACCUUUAUACGGGCGAGUUUGGAAUGGAGGAUUCGAGAUUCCAAAAUGUUGAUAUUCUUGUGCAGCUUAGUGAAGAAUUUGGAACACCAAAUUCCUUAGAUGUUGACAUGCGCGCACUGUUUGAUUAUAUGUGCUACUACGAUGUGGUUCUUAGCUUUUCAUCCAACUCUGACUUGGUUGAAACUUUUGGUGGAAGUCAGAACUGUCUAGAUGAAGAGCUCAGAGCUCACAAAGCUAUUAUUUCAUCACGAUCUCCCUUUUUCCGUCACUUGCUACAGAGAAGGAUACGAACUGGUGAAGAAAUCACAGACCGAACUCUACGGACUCCAACUAGAAUUAUAUUGGAUGAAUCUAUCAUACCAAAAAAAUAUGCUAAGGUCAUUUUGAAUUGUAUGUAUACAGAUGUGGUAGACCUCUCCGUUUUGCACUCCAGUCCUUCGGUGGGCAGUUUAAGUGAAGUUCAGGCUCUUGUAGCAGGAAAACUAAACAUGACUAGGGCUGAAGAAGCCAUGGAGCUUUAUCACAUAGCACUGUUCUUGGAAUUUAACAUGCUUGCACAAGGCUGUGAAGAUAUUAUUGCUGAGAGCAUCUCCCUGGACACCUUGAUUGCCAUUCUGAAGUGGAGCUCUCAGCCCUACGGUUCCAAGUGGGUGCAUCGCCAGGCACUGCAUUUCCUCUGUGAGGAGUUUACCCAGGUCAUGACUUCCGAGGUCUUCUACGAACUCAGCAAGGACCACCUGCUCACAGCUAUUCAGUCUGACUAUUUACAGGCAAGUGAACAAGAUAUUCUUAAAUAUCUGAUUAAAUGGGGAGAACACCAGUUGAUGAAGAGGAUAGCAGAUCGAGAGCCUAAUUUACUCAGUGGUACUGCUCACAGUGUGAAUAAAAGAGGUGUGAAGAGGAGAGAUCUUGACAUUGAAGAGCUGAGGGAGAUCCUGUCUCCACUUUUACCUUUUGUCCGCAUUGAGCACAUCUUACCCAUGAAUAGUGAAGUACUGAGUGAUGCAAUGAAGAGAGGCCUGAUUAGUACUCCUCCUUCAGACAUGCUACCAACUUCAGAAGGUGGAAAGUCUAAUGCCUGGCUGCGGCAAAAAAAUGCUGGAAUAUAUGUGCGGCCAAGACUGUUCUCACCAUAUGUGGAGGAGGCUAAGAUCUUGAUGAAAUUCCACCGGAAACAAAGCAACGUUCUGAGGGAAACCUGCCUGGUUUCCAGCCAGUUUGCCGGCCCAGCUCCUCGGCAGCCCUCCUGGCAGGCGGAUGGCAAGUCGGUGCUGGAUGAGAUGAUGGUGGAGCAGACCGACCUGGUGCGCCUGCGGAUGGUGCGGAUGUCCAACGUGCCCGACACGCUGUACAUGGUGAACAACGCGGUGCCGCAGUGCUGCCACGUGAUCACCCACCAGCAAGUCAGCACUAACCAGAGCAGUCCUCCCUCAGUUAUAGCCAACGAGAUCCCAGUUCCCAAUCUCCUGGUUGUGAAAGAGAUGAUCAGGAGGCUGCAGGAGCUGCGCCACACCGAGCAGGUGCAGCGAGCCUACGCUCUGAACUGCGGGGAAGGCGCCACCGUCAGUUACGAGAUCCAGAUCCGUGUGCUGCGGGAAUUUGGGCUUUCUGAUGCUGCUGCUGAGCUCCUGCAGAAUCCUCACAAAUUCUUUCCUGAUGAGCGAUUUGGGGAUGAAAGCCCACUGCUGACAGUGAGACAGCCUGGACGAUGUCGUAUCAACAGCACUCCCACUGCAGAAACCAUGUUUACAGAACUGGACUCUUUUGUGGCCUUCCAUCCACCAUUGCCCCCUCCUCCACCUCCAUACCACCCACCAGCAACUCCUAUUCACAACCAGUUCAAAGUGGGCUGGAAACAAAGGGUGCCAAGUCAACAUCCCUCGCGUUCCUUUUCUUACCCGUGUAACCACUCGCUGUUCCACUCGCGGACCGCCCCCAAAGCCGCCCCUCCUGUUUACCUGCCCGGCGCAAAGGCAGCGCCUCCCGACUGCACCAACACCGCGGCUCUGGGGCGCCAAACGGUGGCGGCUGCAGCAGCAGUGAUGGCAGCUGAGAAACAAGUAUGUACUCAGCCCCUGCUAAAUGAUCUGAUGCCAGACAUCGCAAUGGGUGUGUCAGCAAUGUCUUUGAAAGACAGAAGAUUACCAGAGCUCACGGUGGACACGGAGCUGAGCCAGGCAGUUACAGAGGUAGGGCCUGGCCCACCCCAGCACAUUUCAUGCAUUCAGAACAGACACAUGCCUACUUCUCGGAAAAAACAUGCAAUAGAGCAAAAAAUAGAUGCUCGAGAAAAUCCGCAGGAAUAUCCUGACUUCUAUGACUUCUCUAAUGCUGCAUGCAGACCCUCUACUCCAGCACCCAACAGGCACAGUCCUUCACCUUCACCAGGCAUUUAUUUUGGCCCAGAUUUGUACAGCCACAAUAAGGCAUCACCAAGUGGCUUAAAGUCAGCCUAUCUGCCUUCCCAGAUAUCUCCUAAAAAGCAAGAGGAUUCUAGGAGGGAGUACCUGCUCUCACAAGAUGGGCAUCAACACAGGCAAAAGAAUGAGCCAAUACACCUUGAUGUCUUAGAACAGCCUCCCCAGAGACUGGAUUUGGCACUGGCUACCCAGGAGAAUGCUGGGAAUGGCCCUGUUCACGUCAGGGGAAGAACAAAAAUGGAAACGGAUUUAACCUAUGGGCUAACCUCCAACAGACCUUCACUCUCUGCAUACAACUCUGACGUGCCAGAAGAGAGACCCAGUAGGAGACUGGCAGAUGAUGAGCCAUUGGAACAUGGAGCACAGAGAAAUGCAGAUUUGGAAAGGGAAGAUGGAGUAAGCAGAGGAAGGAGGUCUCCAAACAAACCAGACUUCCUGUACAAAAAAUCUGCCCUAUGAAAGUAACCUCCACUAUUUCUCUGUGCCUAAGAGUUGUAAACAUCCCAUUCCUUGCAACUUUUGGCCUGACUUCUGUCAGAGAAAUUCUUUCAUGCCAGCAGAAAAAUUCAGCUUUGCUCACUUGUUUUGUACAUACAUUGCUUUAUUAGAGACAGCAUGUUAUCAGUUUGGUUUUAAUGCUGCUUCUGGGUUUAUUUUGUUGCAGUUUUUUUUGGAGCAGAUUUAAUUAAGCCUUUUAAAAAAACAGAAACUGGUACCUUUUUUUCUACAACCUGGUAGCCUUUUGCACCUGUACAUCUAUUUUAGUGUAUUAGUUUUGUACUAAUAUGUUAAACUUUAAUGUCACAUUUAAAGGACUGUAUUUUCAUACUUUUGCAUUUACCCUUUCACAUGCUGAUUCUCUAUGUGCAUUGGGUUGCACAUUAUGAAAUGUAUUUUCUUAUGAGAUAAUAACAGCGCAUUUAUUUUUUAAUUAUAGGAAUUCCAAAGAACAGCACAUCAAAAAACCUACAUUUUUAGUUGGAUUUUUUUUUUGUUUGUUUAAAUUGAAAUCUUCCUGAUUUUUACGACUAUGGCAAGAAUCCAGUCUAAUAUUUUGUUUAAAAAGUUCUGGCAGCUGGUCUUACCUUUAGAUACAUAGCAAACCCACUUCAAGAAUUAUAUUUGGGGUUUUAAAAAUCCAGAGGGAUAUUUAGGAAUCCAAAUUCCUGUGAAAUUCACUGGAAUAUGACAGUACAGGUCUGUUUACUUUUGUUUCGACUGUGACCGUGGAGGACUCCAUGAUCACCUGGAAGCAGGAAGCUUACUAGACAGACUAGAAUUGCUGAUUUGCCCAUUUAGAAAUAAAUCUAGAAAUACUGUAAAAAUUACAGUAAUUACUUGUUCUUCCAGCUGCUCAUCCGUGGGUAGGCAAAGACCAGAUGAGCGGAUUCCUGCUAGCUUGUGGAGUGUCAGGAAGACGAGGCACGGAACCUUCGCUGUUGCCUGAACACGUGGGAGGGUUUCCUUCCCCAGUGGUGCUGGGCUGACAGCCCAUGGCCUUGCUUUCUCCUGCCUGUGCUUACAAAAGGGCUUCACUCUCGGUGACAGUGUUCCUUACCUGGCCUCACGUGGUGCUGGCCCCACAGGUGCAGCUGUUCUGUGAGCAGAAUCCAAGUGAAGAGUCGCUGCUUCAGCAUCGCCACACUUUGGCACUCUUAAAUUUCACCUCCAUUGCCUGAUUUGCUUUUUGAAAGCACAGAAAUGAGAUUGCCCUGUUAACAGGAUGUGAGGAGGGAAGGAUGCUGGUCCGGGCUGGCUCCCACCACUGGGGCGGAGUUCAGCAGAGCGCCAGGGGAAGGGUUACAAUUACGAAGUACAUCCUUAAUACUCAUGGUGCAGUUCUAACAACAGAUUCAUUGCAUUCAUUGAUGCCACUGCAGAGUAGUGAUUGCUGGUAAGGUCCUGUUUGGUGGGGCGUUAAAUGCAGUUUCUGUAAUGAGUUUCCCUGUAGCAGAAAACUGUAGUUCCAAGUGUGACCUAAGGACUGCUUUAAGGUUAGGUUGAUUUGUGUCCUGCAGCUCAAAGUGCUUAAUACUGUUUAACAGAAAUCUUGCUGCGACUUUACUUUUGGUUUUAGUUUAUGGCAAAUUCUUACCUAAUGUGUUUCAUUAAAGUAUGGAGGGCCUAGUAGCAACACAGUGUUACUGAAAUAUAUUGAACACUGCAUUUGCAAACUACCAGAUAGCUUCUAGAUGAAUUAAGUUAUGGGUCUUUGAACCCAUCAACUCUGUGUCUACUGCAGACACAUCUAUAGACCUGCUUCCGUGGUGGUGUCGCAGGUGCUCCUUUUGAGAUGCAGCCAUGGACAGCAUGGUGUAGGGCUGGAGCAGAAACUUGCCUAAACUCUGCAGGUGAUGUGGGUGAGGGGAGAUUUUUUUUUCCUCUGUCAGCUUUUUUUAAUCUUGAAUUUUUGCCCACAGUCAAGGCACUGGGUGGUCCUGGCUUCAUCACCCAUCUGUGGGAUUUCCAUGGACUGUGGUGCAGAACACUGUUAAAUGCAAGAAGAUGUCAGUGGGGGGUGGUGCUGCUGCAGGUGAAGGGGCUGAGGCUCGUUGGGUUUCUCCUGAAGAGUUGAGCACAGCGCUGUCUGGCUGUGUAGCUCUAACCGCACACGGAGGUCUCAUCCUCACCAGCAUGAGACCAGCUCAGUAGAACCAGUACCUUUCAGCACACACAAGAACCCUGAAACUCUCUGGACUUGCAUCAUGUAUGUGUUGGCAGCUUAACUACUAAAAAAUUACAGCUGCCCUCAGAAAACUUAUUAUUCUCAAUGGUUUUGCCUAAAACUGAGAGAUGUACUUCAGGAAAACUAUUUUGAUUAUCAUAGUUUGAUGUGGCACUGUGUACUUGGGCAGAGGUGGGGCUGAGAUAUACAGAUAGAACUUGAAAGCUUGACAUUUAGGUGGGGUGUGGCUGAUGAAGAUGAGAAGUUCUGAGGUUCUGGUUUGAAGGAAAUCAUGAAAUUCUUUGGCUUUGGAAUAAGCUGGUGAGAAAUGCCUCUAGGGAGGACAUGUCUGCGUUUUAGAAUACAAAAUUGUUUCUGAAGUCUCAGGAGCUGUGCAGUAUUAAAAAAAGGAUGAAUAAAGUGUUUAAAAGUAGAUGCAGAAUGAAAGACAAGUCCUUAAGAGGCCACAAAGACAAUCAGGCCAUAUAGACAAUCUGUGUUUUCACUUGCAUAUUUUGAACUGGGGUGAAGAUGGCAGCUAACAGCAGCUGGUUUGAAGUGGAAAAGAAGGAUUUCUUGUAUUACUGGAACUUUAUUUUUGUACUCCAGAGCAGGAUUUCCUACUUGGGAUGUGCAGAGGGGUGAGACCGUUUUUCAUGGCAGCAUUAUUCAGAAGCCAGUGUUCAUCCUACAUCUCACUUGCACACCACACGUACCUGUGCUACCUGCUACUCCUUGUUCUCUGUCUACUGAAACUUUGGUGCAGAAGCUCCUUGUUUACAUGAAGCACUUUCUGAUUAGGCUGGAAAUUGACACCUUUUCCUUCUAUAAAUUAGAUGGAAAUGACAGAUUAUUGACUAUUUUGCUUGAGGAUAGAGGUAUAAACAUUGUUUUUUUGAAUGAGGGAGACUCAUGCUCCUUGUUCUGUUAAAGAGAGCUCAGACUUGCAUUUAGUGAGCAACAUGCAAAAAGGUCUUAUUCCCCUUUCCCCAAACCCAACUCCUCUUUUCCUUAGUAUGUGGGUGAAUAACUUAAUUCCUAAAACACAUUCUUCCUUUGAAAUGUUUCGUUGUUCCACAGAAUUACUGUAGUUGUGUAUUAGUAACUGCUGUGUUGAUUGGCAGUUUCAUGUUGUAUUUUCCUGUUCUUAAGGAUUUUCACUUACGAAAAUUAAGGCUGUGGCCACCUGUACUUGUAAGCCUUGGGUUUUGGUCCCAUAAUGUCCCAGAUGUACGUCUUUAGUGGUUCCUUUGGUUUGGGUUUGGGAAAGGGGUGGGGGGCAAGGGGGGGGUUGGGUGUUUUGUAUGGGUUUUUUGUUUGGUUGUGUUUCUGGGUUUUGGUUUUUUGUUUUUUUUUCUUUUUUUUUUUUUUGAAAGAACACUAAUGCUGUUUGAGGCACUGUUCUAAUAAUUCUAUGCUUCUAUGGUAGAGGUGGUGCUGAGCCCUGCUGGAUGCAGGGAACAGCUUAGAGGGAAACGUGUAAAACCGCAUUUGGGGUUUCUGUAAUUACCUGUACUGCCAGAAGGCAGCCCUGCCCUUGGCAGUGUUAAGAAUUUGUUUCUUGUCCUUGUGUUGUUACUGGUAUAAAGUCAAGUGCCUUCAAUGCUAAAGGCUCAGAAAACUUUCUUAAACUGACUUCAUGUCCUAUGCAAGUGUUUUUUCUACAACCUGCAUAACCAGUACUUUGUAAAACUUGUUUACGCUUCAAUUGUACAUAGUGUUUUUUUAAAAAAAAUAGUAUUUUUAUUUAGGUACCUCCAAACUUGAAUUCUAGUCUUGUGUGAUGCAUUGUAAAACAAUACAUUUCUCUUUUGAGUACCAUUACAGUUGUAAAAAGGUUUUCACUGGUUCUAUUUUUCUACUGUUGCUGAGAAGCAUGUAACACUGACUUUAUCCUACGUAUAGUUGGCAUUUCAAAUAAAUGGCUUGUAUAGAA
Molecule: messenger RNA, 8002 nt
Organism: Pyrgilauda ruficollis (rufous-necked snowfinch)
Lineage: Eukaryota; Metazoa; Chordata; Aves; Passeriformes; Passeridae
Gene: BTBD7
Product: BTB domain containing 7
Exons: 13
Coding region: 381-3860 (1159 amino acids)
Biological process (GO): morphogenesis of a branching epithelium
Molecular function (GO): protein binding
Source: RefSeq, a predicted model, not a curated record